UCAUUAUUUCCCUGUGUGCCAGCGGUUUAAGCUCUGUUUCCCAGUCCGCUGAGUUUUCCUGAUCCCUCGUCACAUGGUUUGUCAUUACCGUGCCGAGCACAGGCCCUUCUUUGGACUGCCAUCUGAAAUUUAAAUGGACGUGUGGAGGAGGCACGGCAGAGCGGAGUCACGGGGGACCUUCCCUUACUCGGAAGCAGUAACACAAGAGGGAAAAUAAACAUAAGGAAAAGUAGGACGAAGCGGCUGCGAUGUGCGUGCGACGUCUUCUGGUCAUGGAAUAAGUUUUUUGGGCCCCUUUGCUUUUUGGGAUCGCUUCUGUUGAAAUAUUUUAGGAUAUACAAAUUGGGAAAAUAAAUGAACGCUGGAUUUAUUGAUGAAAUUGUAGCCCCUCUGGCAAAGAACUGCCAUACCUUCAUCCUCAGUCUAACAGAACUGCUCAAGUUCAAUUAAAUUUGAUGGUGACUGUUUGUGGACUACAGUCUAAGUCUGGGCUCUGACUAGGCCAUACAAGGACAUUCACCUUCUUCUCCAUCAACCACUGUGUGCUCAGUUUUGCUGUGUGCUUUGGGUCAUUGUCAUGUUGGAAGUGUUCUAAUCCCUGCUGCAGAGAAACACCCUCAUGACAGGUGUAGCAAAGUUCGUAGUUAAGGGACGAAGGAGGCAGGAACCGGCGAACAUUUAAACAUAAAUUUAAUAACAAAAUAAACACAAAACUGAAAAUAGUGUGACAGUUCCACACAGAUGACUGCCAUGCACAAACAGAACCAAAACAACAUAAAUAGUUCAGGCCUGGUCCUCUCUCGUCCUUUACUUUUGUUACUUUGUUACUUUGUUGCCCACAGAAUAACAUAGGUUGCAUAGACAAUUGGACGAGCUUUUGGGGCAGACCUGACCUGUUUAAAAGAGAUGGUCUUCAUCCCUCCUGGGGUGGUGCUGCUCUUCUGUCUAGAAAUAUGGCACAUAGUCUUAGUGUUUAUACUUGACUAACUGGGGCCCAGGUCAGGAAGCAGACAGACUGGCUAAACCGACCGUCUGCUAGCUGCCUCCCGUCACAGAGGUCAGUUAAUUCUCAGCACAUAGAGACUCUUUCACCUAGAUAUCACACUAUAGAGACUGUGUCUGUUCCCCGAACUAGAAAAUACAAAAAACGUCCAAACCAAGUUAAGGUUAACAAUUUAAUUGAGGUUCAACAAAUAAAAAACAAAUGCAAUAUGGAUAAACAAAUGAUAAAGAUUGGCUUAUUGAAUAUCAGAUCCAUUUCUACAAAAACACUUUUUGUAAAUAAUAUGAUAACUGAUCAUAAUAUAGAUGUGCUCUGUUUGACAGAAACUUGGCUAAAACCUGAUGAUUACAUUAUUUUAAAUGAGUCCACCCCCCAAGAUUAUUGUUAUAAACACGAGCCGCGUCUAAAAGGCAAAGGGGGAGGAGUUGCUUCAAUUUAUAACAACGUUUUCAGGAUUUCUCAGAGGGCAGGCUUCAAGUAUAACUCGUUUGAAGUAAUGGUGCUUCAUAUAACAUUAUCCAGAGAAACCAAUGUUAAUGAUAAAUCCCCUGUUAUGUUUGUACUGGCUACUGUAUACAGGCCACCAGGCCACCAUACAGACUUUAUUAAAGAGUUUGGUGAUUUUACAUCCGAGUUAGUUCUGGCUGCAGAUAAAGUCUUAAUAGUUGGUGAUUUUAAUAUCCAUGUCGAUAAUGAAAAAGAUGCAUUGGGAUCAGCAUUUAUAGACAUUCUGAACUCUAUUGGUGUUAGACAACAUGUUUCAGGACCUACUCAUUGUCGAAAUCAUACUCUAGAUUUAAUACUGUCACAUGGAAUUGAUGUUGAUAGUGUUGAAAUUAUUCAGCCAAGUGAUGAUAUCUCAGAUCAUUAUUUAGUUCUAUGUAAACUUCAUAUAGCCAAAAUUGUAAAUCCUACUUCUUGUUACAAGUAUCGAAGAACCAUCACUUCUACCACAAAAGACUGCUUUUUAAGUUAUCUUCCUGAUGUAUCCGAAUUCCUUAGCAUAUCCAAAACCUCAGAACAACUUGAUGAUGUAACAGAAACUAUGGACUCUCUCUUUUCUAGCACUUUAAAUACAGUUGCUCCUUUACGCUUAAGGAAGGUUAAGGAAAACAGUUUGACACCAUGGUAUAAUGAGCAUACUCGCACCCUAAAGAGAGCAGCCCGAAAAAUGGAGCGCAGCUGGAGGAAAACAAAACUAGGGGUAUUUCGUAUUGCUUGGCGGGAAAGUAGCAUAUCCUAUAGAAAAGCAUUAAAAACUGCUAGAUCUGAUUACUUUUCUUCUCUUUUAGAAGAAAACAAAGAUAACCCCAGGUAUUUAUUCAAUACAGUGGCUAAAUUAAUGAAAAAUAAAGCCUCAACAAGUGUUGACAUUUCCCAACACCACAACAGUAAUGACUUUAUGAACUACUUUACUUCUAAAAUCGAUACUAUUAGAGAUAAAAUUUCAACCAUUCAGCCGUCAGCUACCGUAUCAUAUCAGACAGUGCACAAUAGACCCCCUGAGGAACAGUUCCACUCAUUCUCUACUAUACUAUAUAGGAUAUGUCCCCAAAACCUUCAAACUGGCUGUUAUUAAGCCUCUCAUAAAAAAGCCACAACUUGACCCCAGAGAACUUGUUAAUUAUAGACCAAUCUCGAAUCUCCCUUUUCUGUCCAAGAUACUAGAAAAGGUGGUAUCCUCACAAUUAUAUUCCUUCUUAGAGAAUAAUGGUAUAUGUGAGGAUUUCCAGUCAGGAUUUAGACCAUAUCAUAGUACUGAGACUGCUCUCCUUAGAGUUACAAAUGAUCUGCUCUUAUCAUCUGAUCGUGGGUGUAUCUCUCUAUUAGUUUUAUUGGAUCUUAGUGCUGCGUUUGACACAAUUGACCACAACAUUCUUUUGCAUAGACUUGAACACUUUGUUGGCAUCAGUGGAAGUGCAUUAGCAUGGUUUAAAUCGUACUUAUAUGACCGCCAUCAGUUCGUAGCAGUGAAUGAAGAUGUAUCAUAUCGAUCACAAGUGCAGUAUGGAGUACCUCAAGGCUCAGUACUAGGGCCGCUACUCUUCACGCUUUAUAUGUUACCCUUGGGAGAUAUCAUCAGGAAACAUGGUGUUAGCUUUCACUGUUAUGCUGAUGAUACGCAGCUCUAUAUUUCCUCGCAGCCUGGUGAAACACGCCAAUUUGAAAAACUAAUGGAAUGCAUAGUCGAUAUAAAAAAUUGGAUGACGAGUAAUUUCUUACUGCUAAAUUCAGAAAAAACAGAGGUGUUAAUCAUAGGGCCUAAAAACUCCGCUUGUAAUAACCUAGAACACUCCCUAAGACUUGAUGGUUGCUCUGUCAAUUCUUCGUCAUCAGUUAGGAACCUAGGUGUGCUACUUGAUCGCAAUCUUUCCUUAGAAAGCCACGUUUCUAGCAUUUGUAAAACUGCAUUUUUCCAUCUCAAAAAUAUAUCUAAAUUACGGCCUAUGCUCUCAAUGUCAAAUGCAGAAAUGUUAAUCCAUGCAUUUAUGACUUCUAGGUUAGACUAUUGUAAUGCUUUAUUGGGUGGUUGUUCUGCACGCUUGGUAAACAAACUACAGCUAGUCCAAAAUGCAGCAGCAAGAGUUCUUACUAGAACCAGGAAGUAUGACCAUAUUAGCCCGGUCCUGUCCACACUGCACUGGCUCCCUAUCAAACAUCGUAUAGAUUUUAAAAUAUUGCUUAUUACUUAUAAAGCCCUGAAUGGUUUAGCACCUCAGUAUUUGAAUGAGCUCCUUUUACAUUAUACUCCUCUACGUCCGCUACGUUCUCAAAACUCAGGCAAUUUGAUAAUACCUAGAAUAUCAAAAUCAACUGCGGGCGGCAGAUCCUUUUCCUAUUUGGCGCCUAAACUCUGGAAUAACCUACCUAACAUUGUUCGGGAGGCAGACACACUCUUGCAGUUUAAAUCUAGAUUAAAGACCCAUCUCUUUAACCUGGCAUACACAUAACAUACUAAUAUGCUUUUAAUAUCCAAAUCCGUUAAAGGAUUUUUAGGCUGCAUUAAUUAGGUAUACCGGAACCGGAAACACUUCACAUAACACCGUACUUUCUACAUCAUUAGAAGAAUGGCAUCUACGCUAAUAUUUGUCUGUUUCUCUCUUGUUCCGAGGUCACCGUGGCCACGAGAUCCAGUCUGUGUCCAGAUCAGAGGGUCACUUCAGUCACCCGAAUCUAGUACGUAUCCAGACCAGAUGGUGGAUCAGCACCUAGAAAGGACCUCUACUGCCCUGAAAGACAGCGGAGACCAGGACAACUAGAGCCCAGAUACAGAUCCCCUGUAAAGACCUUGUCUCAGACGACCACCGGGACAAGACCACAGGAAACAGAUGAUUCUUCUGCACAAUCUGACUUUGCUGCAGCCUGGAAUUGAACUACUGGUUUUCGUCUGGUCAGAGGAGAACUGACCCCCCAACUGAGCCUGGUUUCUCCCAAGGUUUUUUUCUCCAUUCUGUCACCGAUGGAGUUUCGGUUCCUUGCCGCUGUCGCCUCUGGCUUGCUUAGUUGGGGUCACUUCAUCUACAGCGAUAUCAUUGACUUGAUUGCAAGUAAAAACAGACACUAUUUCCACUGAACAGAGAUGACAUCACUGAAUUCAAUGAUGAACUGCCUUUAACUUUCAUUUUGCAUUAUUGAGACACUGUUUUCCAAAUGAAUGUUGUUCAGUGCUUUGACGCAAUGUAUUUUGUUUAAAGCACUAUAUAAAUAAAGGUGAUUGAUUGA
This is a messenger RNA of Carassius gibelio (silver crucian carp), 4726 nucleotides long. RefSeq lists its product as uncharacterized. Lineage: Eukaryota; Metazoa; Chordata; Actinopteri; Cypriniformes; Cyprinidae. Gene Ontology annotation, molecular function: catalytic activity. The transcript is spliced from 3 exons. The coding region runs from base 1212 to 2582 and encodes 456 amino acids. The record is from RefSeq and is a predicted model, not a curated record.